Messenger RNA from Carassius gibelio (silver crucian carp), 3091 nucleotides. It is a transcript of the gene rnf167, whose product is annotated as ring finger protein 167. Gene Ontology annotation, cellular component: nucleoplasm; cytoplasm. Gene Ontology annotation, molecular function: ubiquitin protein ligase activity. The transcript is spliced from 10 exons. Gene Ontology annotation, biological process: protein ubiquitination; ubiquitin-dependent protein catabolic process; positive regulation of DNA-templated transcription. NCBI's taxonomy places the organism in Eukaryota, Metazoa, Chordata, Actinopteri, Cypriniformes, Cyprinidae. Bases 277 to 1503 code for a protein of 408 amino acids. The record is from RefSeq and is a predicted model, not a curated record.
AGUUCUCGCACUUCCCGUUGGCCUUGCAGACUUGUAAACAAACGUGUGAUCGUAGUUCCACCAAGGGGCGAACCAGGCCAGUCCAUCGAGAAACCUACACAGAUCCAUGAGCUGUAAUCUUCGAAAAAAGCAUUUUUGGGAGAAAAACGGCUUGUUACAACGAUUUUAGCGGAGUCGAAGCGAAGACGCGACUGGGAGACAUUAAGCCAGCUAACGUUAGCUGGCAUUCGCUUGUACAGUCUUGAUCGCCCUCAACAGGGCCCAGCCUAAUUCAGGAUGGUGUAUGUUGGGGCGCAGCUGGGCGUAUCAGUGCUAGUCUUGUUCUGCACUAUGGCUCCGUCUCCUGGUCAGGCAUAUAUAUAUGCUCAUUACAGUAACAUGACCUCCAUGCUGUUUGAGGAUCUGCCUGCUCUCUUCGGCCAUACUCUGCCAAAAGACGGACUCAUGGGUGUGCUGGUUGAAGCUCAUCCUCAAAAUGCUUGCACACCUAUAGAUCCUCCUCCAGUUUCUCCCACACCUUCUGAUCCCAACAGCACUACAAAAUACAUUGUCCUUAUCCGACGCUAUGACUGUAACUUUGAUAUCAAGGUGCUCCAUGCACAGCAGGCCGGUUUCAGUGCAGCCAUAGUUCACAACAUGUUCUCUAAUUCACUUCUAAGUAUGGGAUACAGCAAUGACUCCAUUGCGGAGGAGAUCGAGAUUCCUUCUGUGUUCACAAGCUACUACGCCUCUCAGAUACUGCUCAAAUUCAUCAUACCAGAGAAAGGGGCUUAUGUGAUUCUAAAGCCUGAGUUCUCCUUCCCUCUGACCUACUAUCUCAUCCCCUUCACUGGAGUUGUUGGCAUGAUCAUCAUUGUCAUGGUCAUCAUACUGAUUGUGCGGUGCGUGCAGCACAGGAAGAGACUUCGGAAAAACAGACUCUCCAAAGAACAGCUGAAAAAAAUCCCCACUCACAAGUUUGUUAAAGGUGAUAAUUAUGAUGUGUGUGCGAUCUGCCUUGAUGAAUAUGAAGAGGGAGAUAAGCUGAGAGUGCUGCCCUGUUCCCAUGCUUACCACUGCAGAUGUGUGGACCCCUGGCUCACCCAAACUAAGAAAACGUGCCCAGUGUGCAAGCAACGCGUGACCCGUCCCAACCCAGAAUAUUCAGAUUCUUCAGAUUCCGACGGAGAGUCGGCGCCACAUGAGGCUGAAGAAGAAGGAGCGACCAGCGAGGCUGAUUCAGAGCGCACACCUCUCCUUCGUCCCUCCAACCCCUCGUCCCCCGCCUCCUCCAGCCCGCCUCCCACCUACGCCUCCACAGUAACGUCAGAGGCUGUCGUCGCUACUGUAACAACCUCCGCACAAUGCUUGCCACAUGCACCCCAGCCUGACGUGCCCCUGCUGGGAUACGAUGAGUACUACUCACCCGUAGAGGAAUCUGAUGAAGGUACUGAUGAGGAUGAGGGUCACCCCUCAGAUAGCGAUACCGCAGAGCUCAUCGGACGGGGCACUGUGCGAGUCUGAGGGGCCGAUUUAAAACAGCUACGGUUGUUCUCUGUUGUAUAUCACAGAGCUCAUAUUUAGCGCGCCCCAGUCUCGCUGAGAUAUGCAUCCCCCUUGCUAGUGCAAUCAACACUACACAGGAAUUUUUCUAUUUGACAGUAAAAAUUGGUCCGUGUCCAAAUAGAAAUUUUAAAAGUAACUUUUUUUUGUUAAGUGAAUGUAACGGUUUCUUAACAAAAUAGUCCAUCCAUAAAUAAAUAAAUAAAUUAGAACAGAUCAUUUACUCGCCCUCAUGUCAUUUAUAAGCAAGUGUUAAGCAAAUAUAACUAAGUUUUCUUAACCAUAUUUACCACUUUUACCAUAUUUUGAUGUGGCCAUGAAUGUGUUUAAUCAAAUUAAUAUGUGAAUAAAAUCCUAAAUUAAAUCAUUUCGUUAUAUAAAGUGACUUAAAGACUAAACCGAUCAAGAAUUCAUUUGGAUUCCUUUUAUGACAUUUUUAAGAACUUUUUGAAACUUGUAAAAGUUUUUGGUCUGUAGACAAUCAAUUGUGGAACAGAAAUCUGUCAAGAUUCAUUAAAAAUAUCUUUAUUUGUGUUUUGAAGAUAAAUGAAAGACUUAUGGGUUUAGAAUGGCAUAAUAGUGAGUAAAUAACAAUUAAGAUUUUUAGUUGAAGUAUCCCUUUAAAUUCUGCUUUGUUCCUUGCAUAAAGCUGUCAUAUUACUUCAAGAGAUGUAGAAUGUAGCACAUUAAUCACAUGGAUUAAUUUAAUGGUGAUUGAUUGUCAAUUUGGGAGCUUGGUCAGCUUCCUUAUUCUACUAAAUUUCUCCAUUUGUGUUUUACUAAGAAAAAAAAAGUCAAAAUGAUGGUGAGUAUAUAGUGACAGAAUUCUCAAAAUUUUGGGUGGACUAUUUCUUGCUGUCACUAUUUAUGUGCAAUAAGGACAGGUUGCCAGUUUGUAAAUUAGUCAUUUUAUUUUGUUUGUACAUACAGAGGCCACACAAAAAUUAUUGCAGACUUCUGGAUUAGCAUUUUUGAAAACUAACUUGCUUUAGUUUUAGUAAACACCUUCAUAAAUCAACCUGUUUAACUGAUCAAACAAUACCAUUCUACAGGAUUUCUUUAGGUUACUACUACAACAACAACAAAAAAUAAUUUUUAAUCUCUUUUUUUUUUUAAUACAUAAACUGACUGUCUGAACCAGUUCCUUGUUCCUCUCCUUCAUAUCCUUGUUCCUCUCCUUCAUAUCCUUGUUCCUCUUUUUCCCCUCAUCAUGUAAUGGCAUUAUUCUCUGUCAUGUGGAUAUACAGUUAAUACAUAUGUUUGCAGUUAAACGUUUUAUUAUCAUUAUUGAUGCAAGCUGUAAAGCUGGAUGGACAGGCAGUCUUUGUUUAAUAUAGAUAUUUGCAAUAUAAAUGCUAGCUGCUGUUUGAAAUUCAAAUUUACUUUGAUCAUAGCUGACAGUGUAAUGACUUAAUAGCAAUGUUCAUAACCUUUUACUGUCCUUAAACUGUGUUGUCUGUACUAAAUAAACUUGUGCCUCCUUCAGCUUUUCAUUUGUAAAUGUAAUACCAUGUGUUUCUUCCUUUAAAUCACUAAUCAGUCAAAUGAA